AUGGUGUGCGAGGAUAAGCCGGUCGGACCGCCGCCGGCUGGAUGUGACCGUGGCGGCCGCCGGGGCAAGAAGAAAGGACAUUCUAUCGGCUCAUCCCCUGUUUACCAGACUAAGGAAACAUGUGUCUAUGAAGAUUGUGGUUUAAACAAAUUCCAAACAGAUUCUGCGACUGUUCUAAAAGUUCUUCCUUCAAACAUUUAG
Molecule: messenger RNA, 201 nt
Organism: Knipowitschia caucasica
Lineage: Eukaryota; Metazoa; Chordata; Actinopteri; Gobiiformes; Gobiidae
Source: the annotation of a GenBank genome assembly